AUGCGAUUUUGGCUGUGUUCCUCCCUUCUAACUGCUUCCACGCUAGUGCCACUGCGCUACUUUAGCCAUCCAGCUCCAGCCUCCACGCCAAAUCAGGGCCGCCAGGGACAGCUCGCCUUCCAGGAUUAUUUCGUGCCAAAUCCAAGGAUCUUGAGUGAUGAGAUCAUGGCUGAAAGCUACCCCGAUAACAACCCCAUAUCGAGCUCCACCCCCACCGCGCACCAACGGCUGGCAACCGGCCAGACCCCGUCAUCAUUUUUGCUUCUUCGAAGAGUUUCGAUCGAUCCGACUUUUCCUGGUAGCAAAACACCCCCGGGAAAUGGCGUCACCACAGCCGCAGCGCUAGAGCUCAACAAUUCAGAAGCUAUCUCGAUACAGCAAGACAUCACGAGCACUUUUGAUGGCAACCCCUUGCGGACCGCCUCGUUCAACCCGGCUCUCUCCGGCCAACAGAAGCCUCCAGCUGCUUGGCCCUGUCAUUCGGAUAGUUCAGAAUCAGCCGGGGCCCAGAAAGAGCGGGAUGGUGGGGGCAAUGUCGCCUAA
This is a messenger RNA of Aspergillus mulundensis, 543 nucleotides long. RefSeq lists its product as uncharacterized. The coding region runs from base 1 to 543 and encodes 180 amino acids. The record is from RefSeq and is a predicted model, not a curated record. The transcript is spliced from 2 exons. NCBI's taxonomy places the organism in Eukaryota, Fungi, Ascomycota, Eurotiomycetes, Eurotiales, Aspergillaceae.